AGCGGAUGUGACGUAACGGCGGAGCUGCUAACGUCAAAUAACUUAAGGUGCACUGCGGGCUGGCAGCGUUUCUCACGAAUUCAGAAUCAAAGUCCCCAGGAGAGCUGUGAGCAGAGCUCCGUGUCCAUCCCCUUCCCCAUACAGACAUCCGGCCAGUAUGUCCAGUGAUCCUCCGCCUCCGUACCCUGGAGGUCCCAGCGCCCCACUUAUUGAGGAGAAAAAUGGACAACCAGUUCCUGUAAGAACUGCUCCUAUACAGGGGCAGCCGUUACCUCCAGACUAUGGUCCUCCACCUUAUGAGGGUCCAGGGCCAGGCUUCCUCCCCCCACAUGUCCCUGGAGAAGGACCCAUGCCCAUGCCAAUGCCUCCACCACAUGGCGACCUCUACCCACCUCCGCCCGGUCACUUCCCCCACCCGAUGCCGGGACACAUGGGUCCUGGUCCAGGUCACUUUGUCCACAUGGGAGGCCACACAGCGACCGUCCUGGCUCCUCCAGGAGCAGCCACCACUGUGACAGUACUGCAAGGGGAAAUGUUCCAGACGUCACCGGUGCAGACUGUGUGUCCACACUGCCAGCAGGCCAUUGUCACGCGCAUCUCCCACGAUGUCGGACUCAUGAACACACUCUUUUGCCUCUUCUGCUUCUUUGUAGGGUGUGAUCUUGGCUGCUGCUUGAUUCCCUGUCUGAUCGACGACCUCAAGGACGUGACACACACCUGCCCUUACUGUAAGGGCUACAUUUACACAUACAAGCGUAUAUGCUAACCACCGACAGCUGUAUGUUACACACACACACACACACACACACACACACACACACACACACACACACACACACACACACACACACACACACACACACACACACACACACACACACACACACACUCACAUCUCCUCCUGCUGGUAGUGACAGGCUUCUCCCCUUCAUUUUUGCAAAGUGUUGUGUCGCCCUCUUAAAAUUGUAAGUGCAGUUUUCUCAUCAGUUCACGGAAUAUUUGCUGUAUAUAUCUUUGACUCGAAUUCUUUUAUGUAUAAAAAUAUGCAUUUGAAAUGUACAAAUGUCACAGAACAGAUUAUGUAGGGCACCAAAAUCAUCCACUGAGAUGAAUAGGCAGCAGGCGCACGGGUGCAUCAUCUGAUCUGUGUUUUGAAACCUGACGAGAAAGCUUGUAGUAUUACACACGACCUUAGGAUAGACAGAGAGCCUCGGCUAGAGAAAACUGUGAAGAAAUGGUCACUUUAUUUAAAAAUCAUCUGUGAAUCUUAUAGAGAAUCAAGUGUAUUCAAGUUAAACAUGCUGGGUUAGCGUCGUUUUCUUUUAUUUAUUUAAAAUGUUUUAUCCAUUAUUUUAUCUAUUUACAACUGUGAAUAUUUUUGUCUAAUUAUUUUCUUCUAACAGACCCAGUUUUUUUUUCUCUCCUUCCUUUAAUCUUUAACCCCCCCCCCCCCUCGAUGAAUGUUAUCAGACUUAACGAACUCUUUUCACAUCAAUGAACUGGUGUGUCCGUUUGUUUGGGAACGACCAAGACUAAUGUAACUCGUCGUAACGCAUUCUUCUUCUGGGCUUCAGUCAGAAGUGGUAGAACUUAGUGGAUUAUUGUUGAGCACAUCUAACGCUCUCUCCGUCUGUGAAGCUUUUAAUUUAGAUGAUAAAGCCAAGAUUUGCACUUUAAGUUGGAAUUAAAAAUGUCCCCCUCUGAAAAAACCACCAACCUCAGCUUGUCACAGGUGCUUCAGAACUUUUAGCUUUUGAGGAGGAAAAGAAAGACUUCUCGUGAGUUGAAGCAGUUAUUCAUUUGUGUUAUGCUUUUUUUCUUUCUAUUGCUUGUGUUUGUUGUCGAUCCAAUUGAAUCCAGCCAUAUAUGCACUCAUUCAGAGUAUCUUAGAAUCCAAGUGGAGCUUGUGGGUAGUGUAUUAUCGGGGACACUUUGCAUGACAUCUCAGUUAUCUAGUGUCCUCUCACUCUGUCAGUCUUAUGCUCCACAAUAGUUCAUCUUCUCUCAUUGGUACUGUUGGCUGACUGUGCUACAGUACACAGGAUAUGUGGGGGGGGGGGGGGUAGUUUAAAAACCACAUGCAGACAAACAAAACUAAUAGAGGUGGCACCAUCUUCACAUGUCACCGUUUCACCUUUAACCCUCCUAAUAUGGCUUCAGCCCUUAAAAAAAAAGAGUACCUGCAUUGCUCGGAUGCAUGUUAGAUGAUUAAAAAAAAGUCGAAAUGGACUUAAUAGAGAACUCUCCACUAGGAUUAAGCUUCAGAUAAAUGAUUGUAUCACACAUCUCGCAACAACAUUGUGAUGAUUCCAUUGAGAUUACUACUAACAACCAAUCAACCAUUGUUCCAGCAAAGCAUGCCGAAGACUGCCACUCACCUUCACUUACCAAGUGCAGAGUUUGUCUGCAUGGACCACACGACAAAAAAACUAAAUGAUUCUCACAGGCGAGCUCCUUGACUCUUUUAUGCAUUUGAUUUGAUUUUCCUUAAGGCUAGCGAAGCAGUGCAAGAAAGUUCAUUUUAAAUUGAAGGAUUACAUUGAACUUUUAAUACAAGGUACUGUAUGCCAUUGUUGUGGAUAAUGCUGGUAUGCAUUGCUCUCUAAAUGUCUGUGAUAUGUAUAACUAUACAAGUCAAAGAUUUGUUUUGACUGUUGUAUACAGUUACUAUUUUAUCAAUAAAAAAUCCGAACAAGA
This is a messenger RNA of Labrus mixtus (cuckoo wrasse), 2697 nucleotides long. It is a transcript of the gene cdip1, whose product is annotated as cell death-inducing p53 target 1. The record is from RefSeq and is a predicted model, not a curated record. Bases 158 to 766 code for a protein of 202 amino acids. NCBI's taxonomy places the organism in Eukaryota, Metazoa, Chordata, Actinopteri, Labriformes, Labridae. Gene Ontology annotation, molecular function: zinc ion binding. Gene Ontology annotation, biological process: intrinsic apoptotic signaling pathway in response to DNA damage by p53 class mediator; tumor necrosis factor-mediated signaling pathway. The transcript has 5 exons.